AUCCAACGUACUUAAUUCACCUUUCCUUGGAUGGCGCCGACUAACAAAGCUAGAACAGCAGGCGUCAGCGCGAGUUCGUUCUUCGACCUCAAAGCAGAAAUCGCAAAGAAAGAAGAUGAAUUUUCUCGGACCAAAGCUGCAGGAGGCAGUAGAUACACAGUGGGAGGGGUCAAGAGACCCGACAAGAAACCGACUAUAUGGACUCGCCCCAACAAAGGCGUCCAAAAUCGCGCUGCGCGCGACAUAGAACUGGAAGAAGUCAGUAAGGUGACUAUCGAAUCUGGGCGGGCUGUUUUGGAGAGGAAGGCGAAAGUGUAUGAGAAACUGCGGCAGGGGAAAUCUGGUGGCCUUACUGACAAGCAAUACGAGAAUUUGCUCGUCGAUUUCGACUCUCGAGGGGCCACUGACUAUUUCGAAUCGGACAGUGAUGAUAUGGAUGAAUCAUUGACGGUUCCUCAGCAGCUUCAAGACGACGAUGACCCAAUCAUAGAGUACGAAGAUGAAUUUGGACGACAACGAACUGGACGCAGGUCGGAAGUACCCCGGCACCUACUUCCGCGUUCAGAAGAUACAGAAGCAAUACCGGACGAUGAUAAGGAUGUCAUUUACAAUCCCGUCGAUUACUUCCCUGUAUUCGAACCUUCCGCGGAGCGUGUACAAGCGGUUCAAGAUGCUUACUUGGAAGCUGACAACCCAUUGUCUGCUCACUACGAUUCAACAAAGGAGGUUCGCGCUAAAGGUGCUGGGCACUAUCAAUUCUCUGCAGAUGAGGAGACGAGGAAACAACAAAUGGAAGAACUGCGGUCAGCAAGGAUGGAGACUGAGAAGACAAGACAAGACGCUGGAGCAGUGGAUCUUAAACCGGGGGAGGUGGAGGGCAUGCGUGACGACAGCAGCACUGCAGGCGCGUCGAGGAGCAGGGCGAUGGAGAAACGGAAGAGGGACAUCGAGGAAAGGCGAAAAAUAUUAGAUGCGAAGCGGAGGAAGGUCAAAGGUGAUGAAACCCCAGCAGACCGAGGUUUUGAGCCUGAACCUCUAGAGACUGUGACAUUGGAGACACGGGGCGGAUCUGGUCCGUUUGCGGCGUUGGAGAGGCAGGCAACUGAUGCUUCAGACCGACCCAAGAGAAAGGGCAAGCAGAAAGGGACUAACGACCCGGCUCCAAAGACAGAGGCAGACGACUUCCUGGCCCAGCUAGAGCGGGAAAUAUUAGGAGGUCAUUAACCGCCAGUUCAUACCCCGAUCGGUGAGUUAUUUCUUGUUGGGUAGUCAUCUUGUGCUUAUCGAAGAUUUAGCUUAGAUUCGCGACAGCAUGAGGAUGUCGUAGACUUCCGGAUUACGCCAGUACGCGGCCAGGAGUGAUGCGCUAAUGCCCCACCACAAGUUAUAUCAAUCUAGGUAAUGUUACAGAUUGGAGCGUUCGAUCACUUACACAACGUUCGUCGUGACCAAGAGGCUCGCGCUCAUCAUAUCCAGUUGAUGUACUUCUGAAUCUGUGCAGUGGCAUUGCAACCCAAAAACAAAUAGGAUCUUUACAUAUGCAUAGUGUUGCCACUGAUAUAAUACAACCAGCAAACAA
Suillus clintonianus is the source of this 1579-nucleotide messenger RNA. RefSeq lists its product as uncharacterized. Gene Ontology annotation, cellular component: nucleus. The record is from RefSeq and is a predicted model, not a curated record. Bases 31 to 1224 code for a protein of 397 amino acids. The transcript has 5 exons. NCBI's taxonomy places the organism in Eukaryota, Fungi, Basidiomycota, Agaricomycetes, Boletales, Suillaceae.